AAUUCUGUAAAUGAAGAGACCAUAAAUGAAAUGGGAUGUUGCUAACAUUAGCGCUGGCUGUCUGCUUCCACCUAUCAGAUCACUCUCUUAAAGCUAGCCUCCCCUGGUACAGUGCCUGGAGAGAAACACUGUCGGAAGUCAGCACCUCCCAGCACUACACAGCGACAACGCCAUGGUUUGAAGCCUACAGGGAGAACUUCCUGCAGUCGAUGCCUGCGUCGGAACAUGAGUUUCUCAAUCACUACCUCGCCUGCCUACUGGUGGUGUCCUCCACUGAGGCCGUCCCUGUGGAGCAGUUCCUCAAGCUUUCCCAGGAGCAGCACAGGGUUCAGCACAGUGGAGACUACACCAACCCCAAGUGGUUUAUCCCCAACACACUCAAGUACUACGUCCUACUGCAUGACAUGAGCGAGGGGGACGAACAAAGGGCGGAUUCAGUGUACGAGGAUAUGAAACAGAGGUAUGGUCAUCAGGGCUGCUAUCUGUUAAAAAUGAACUCUCGUACCAUCUCAGCCGAAGAAGAUGAACAGAUUCCAGACCCCUGGAGUCAAUACCUGCAUAGGAACAAUCCGCAGAACCAGGAUGUUCUUGAGGAUGGAGCAGCAGCUGUGAACAGUGCUGCUGUUGAGAACAACAUGAAUGCAGCUGAAGUGGACUCACCAGAGAAAGAAUGGCCUCGUAUCGGGGCCUGGGGCGGGGAUCAUCCUAAACUACUCCGGGGCCGCCGGUGA
Notothenia coriiceps (black rockcod) is the source of this 731-nucleotide messenger RNA. Its product is annotated as trafficking protein particle complex subunit 8-like. The transcript is spliced from 6 exons. The record is from RefSeq and is a predicted model, not a curated record. Lineage: Eukaryota; Metazoa; Chordata; Actinopteri; Perciformes; Nototheniidae. Gene Ontology annotation, cellular component: TRAPPIII protein complex. Bases 36 to 731 code for a protein of 231 amino acids.